Moneuplotes crassus is the source of this 1149-nucleotide messenger RNA. NCBI's taxonomy places the organism in Eukaryota, Ciliophora, Spirotrichea, Euplotida, Euplotidae. The record is from the annotation of a GenBank genome assembly.
AGAAAAUAUAAUAAUGAUUAGUAUCAAGGUUGUCUUACUUAUCGCACUGGUUGCCUCUCAAACAAUGGCAGGUAACCGCAAGUGCAGAGCCCUCGUUAUGUCUGGAGGUGGCGACAAAGGAUCCUACGAAGCCCAGGCAGUCAAAGUCUGGACCGAUUUACUCAGUAAAGAGGAUAUGUCUUACGAUGUAAUUACCGGAGUAUCAGCUGGAUCUCUCAAUGGUUCCUUCUUGGGAUCUUACAAGCCAGGAGAUGAGAGUGAAGGAGCUGACAAAAUGCUUGAAACAUGGCAAGCUCUUAAGCCUAAGGAUGCUUUCAAGAUGUGGCCAGGAGGUGUAUUGGAAGGAAUCUUUCAAAAGCAAGGAAUCUUCGACGAAUCUCCACUUAGAGAUUUCCUUAAAAAAGUUUUAGGAGAAAGAUCAGUUCAGAAGAAGAUGGGACUCGGAUCAGUCGAUAUGAACACAGGAGAAUUCCUUUCUUAUGAUUAUGAAGACACCGAGUACACUGAAGAUUACUGGGACUCUGUCAUUGCAUCCACAGCCAUGCCAUUAGCCUUUGAACCAGUUAAAACUAGAGAUGGAAGGACCCUUCUUGAUGGAGGAGUUGUCUGGAAAAUGGAUGUACCUGGAGCCAUCAGAAGGUGCUUAGAAAUUGUAGAUGAUGAGGAAGACAUCAUCCUCGAUGCUAUCAUGACUGCUCAGACUUUCCUACCUGAAGUUGAUGAUGUUAGCGACUUUACCACUCUCGGUCAUUUGAGAAGAGGACUUGAGAUCAAAUCUUACCAUAAAAAUAUGAAAAUUGUGAACAAUACUUUGAUUGCCCAUCCAAAGGUGAACUUUAGAUACAUCCUUGCUCCUUCGGUAACCUUGACAAUUAGCCCAAUUCCUUUGGAUUUGUCUCAGAAACAUCUGGAAUUCUGCUAUGGAGUUGCUAAAAAAGAUGCUACUGCUGCUGUCAGAUUAGGUCCGGGAGGCUAUAUGAACAUGCUUUUGGAGCAUACCGAGAAACUUCAAAAUGGAGAGGACUCCAGACUUGACCAAAUGCUAGAGACUAAACUGCAACUGUUAGAAGCACAAGAAGCACAAAAAGCAGAGACCACUGCUGAAGAAGUUCUUAAAUCUGAAUAACUUGAUAUAAAUCACCUUGCCCU